This is a messenger RNA of Linum trigynum, 228 nucleotides long. Lineage: Eukaryota; Viridiplantae; Streptophyta; Magnoliopsida; Malpighiales; Linaceae. The record is from the annotation of a GenBank genome assembly.
AUGCAGCCACGCCAGCAGCUAUCCCCAUGCGGCGAUUCAGCUUCUGAGGUGGGUUUCUCCGUCAUUUUUCCCGACUUCCCACGCAUAGGCGGCAGUACCACGUUGGAGACUCCUGAGGUCGGCACGACAAUCAGCUUGUACACAGUUCCGGCGAAUCUAAUUGGAAUACUUUCCGGCAAACCAUUCCCAGCCCUAAUCCGAAUUCUGACAAAGUCGGCCGACCAAUGA